Rotaria sp. Silwood2 is the source of this 1155-nucleotide messenger RNA. Lineage: Eukaryota; Metazoa; Rotifera; Eurotatoria; Philodinida; Philodinidae. The record is from the annotation of a GenBank genome assembly.
AUGGAUAGUGGACAAUUAACUAUUGACAAAGUAACACAAUUAUUACAUCAACAUAAAUUUCCAGCAUCUGUUGAAGCAGCAUUAAUUGCUAUACGUGAAUGCUCAAUGUUUACACGUAAAGAUUUAUCUAUGUUAGCAAAUCGUUUUAUAUUUUGUCAUUCAUUAUCAACAUCAAAUACAAAUCCAACUCAAACAAUAUGGAUAAAAACAUUAAAUAAUAUUCAAGAACUUCAUACACUUGAUUUAUUAAGACAAUUUCUCGAAAACCAAUCUGAUUUAACAAUUUCAACACGUGUUUUUGAUAUUAUUUUUUUUGAUAUACUUUCGGAUACAGAUCAUCCAUUAUUUACACUUUAUUAUAAUUUAAUAUUAAAAUUUCUUUCACUUUCUAUAUCAUUUGAAUCAAAACCAACAUUAACAAUAAUUGCGCGAUGGCUUUUAACAAUAUCAAAAACAAUGGAUUCAUUAAUAACAAAAAUUAUUGAAUUUAUUAUACGUGAACAUAUUGCAUUAGCAAUAACUAAAUCUAUUAAUAAUCUUUGUACAAUAUCAUCAUUAUUUACGUUAUGCUUUAUUAAAGAAACAUGUAUAUUAUUAGAUAAAGAAAAUUUUAUUAUUGAUAAAAAAAUAAUUCAAACACUUAUUGAAUUACUUACAUAUGGUUUAACUAAUUCUACUAAUUUAUUACUUGUUACUUUACAACAAGAAUUUAUUGCGCAAAAUAACUCAUCCUUAUUUAAUUUUGUGCCUUCAAUGAUUCGUCUGAAUGUUUUACUUUCUCUUCGUGCAUUUGAAUCAUCAUCAUCAUUAUGUUCACAUCUUGAUCAUUUUCAUACAUCAAUUCUUUCAUUUUUAUUUUCUAUCGUCAUACAUAAGUCAGAUCAAAAUAAUGUUCUCCAAAAGAAUCUUUUUCCAUCAAAUUAUUUUGAACAAUUACUUAUUACAAUUCAAGAUUUUAUUGAACAUGAAAAACCUGAUCAAAAAAAUAUUGAUGAAUGUAUACAACGUUAUUUACAAAUAUUAUCAAUUUGUAAAACUUCAUCAUUACCAUUAACUCAUUUGUGUAUCUGUGAUUUAGAAAAACAUUUUUCAUUAUUUACACAUCAUAAAUUAUUUCAUAUACUAAAAGAUAAAGAAGAACAAGAAAUAAAAUAG